Messenger RNA from Brachypodium distachyon (stiff brome), 984 nucleotides. RefSeq lists its product as uncharacterized. Lineage: Eukaryota; Viridiplantae; Streptophyta; Magnoliopsida; Poales; Poaceae. The coding region runs from base 1 to 984 and encodes 327 amino acids. Gene Ontology annotation, molecular function: protein binding. The record is from RefSeq and is a predicted model, not a curated record. The transcript is spliced from 9 exons.
AUGAGUUCGCCCCCGAAGAACAAGAGGCCCAUGGAGGCCGACCCGACCAGCAGCAGAGAGGAGGAAGUCCAAGCGAACAAGAGGAAUCCGAGGAGGGAGGAGGAGCCUGCACUGCUCCCCAUGCCCGCCGGUAGCGCUGGUUUCUUCAUUCAUCCCAAGUGGCUCAACGCCAAGAUAGAGAGAGACAGACUUGAAGCGGAAUUAGGUCUGACCCCCCCUGUGGAAGCACAAAUUCCUACGCUCGAGGACUUUGAACCUCCCACUACUUUUCACACGGAGCGGCUUCUCCACGUCCGUGAAUCUGGAAGCAAGGCGGUGCUCACGGCUGCUAGGUCUCUUCUUGGGGUUUCAUCGUCUGUCGGUGGCAAACCUCUAAAACGGUGCUCUGGUUUUUGGAUUGAUUGGGAUGAGGAGAGCAAAACCCGUACUGCUUUGACAACGGCACAUCUGAUUCGCACAAAGACAUCUCCUACCAACAACAUCUGGUCAGGUGGAGAAGAGUAUGCUUCCCAUGCUAAUGUUACUGUUCAUUUGCUAGACGGCACCAGUACAGAGGGCCAGUUGCUGUACCACCAGCCACAUUACGAUGUUGCUUUUGUGAGGGUUGUCCAAACGAUGAGGAGGAGGUAUAAGUACAUCCCCCGGCCUCAACUGGGGAUGACGUUUAAGGCCAUCAAGCUUCUUGAGCCUGCUCAUGUCGACAAGAUAUGGCGUAUGUGUAACAUUGAUGACGGUCUUGUCGUUCAAGAGGUGUCAAAAGGAUCCCAUGCUGAGAAAUUUGGAAUCCAGAUAGGUGAUAUUAUUGAACGCUGUAAUGGAGAAUGCGUUUCUACUACAGUUGAGUUGGAAAAUAUGUUGAUGAGCAUAUGCAAGUGCUCCUCAGACGAUUUAAAUGGCCUUAAUGUUGAAGUUAAUGUUUCUAUUUUAAGUUCUAAACUACCGGUAGUAUGUAGACUUGGAAGCUUGUCGAUAUCCACUCAGUAA